CGUGAGUAUGGCGGAGGGUUGCUCCGUCGGGAUGAAGUGUGAAGAUCGGGAAAGGAACUCAAAGAUGUCAGCAGUUGUAGUCGUGCACGGUGGCGCGUGGGCCAUACCAAAUGAACUAGCCGAGGCCUCUGUCAGUGGAGUAAAGGCUGCAGCAUGUGAAGGGUUUUCUGUGCUGAAAAGAGGAGGAAAUGCAGUGGAUGCCGUUGAGGCAGCUGUGAGAGCAAUGGAAGAUAACACUGUGUUUAAUGCAGGGCAUGGAGCAGCACUAAAUACUGAUGGAGAGGUGGAGCUGGAUGCCAUUAUCAUGGAUGGAAGCACGCUUGCCAACGGUGCUGUGUCUUGUGUAAAGAACAUUGCCAACCCUGUUUCACUGGCACGGGCGGUGAUGGAAAAGACUGCUCACACCAUGUUGACAGGCAGAGGUGCUAACAUGUUUGCAGAGAGCAUCGGUGUGGUCACGGCUCCCACUGAGACACUGGUGUCUGAGUAUGAGAGGAGAGAAUGGGAGAAACACAAGAAUUAUGUCACUGGAGUCAUGGAAGAUUUCAACUGUCAGUGGGCCCAUGAUACUGUGGGGGCAGUUGCUGUGGACUGUGCUGGUAACGUUGCAUGUGCAACAUCAACUGGAGGGAUCAGAAAUAAAAUGGUUGGCAGAGUAGGAGACUCUCCCAUUAUCGGCUGUGGAGGAUAUGCAGACAACUUCAGUGGUGCAGUGUCUUGCACCGGUCAUGGAGAGUCCAUUCUUAAAGUCACACUGGCCAGACUCAUUCUUUCACAUAUUGAACAAGGUAAAUCAGUAGCAGAUGCUUCACAGUUGUCUCUGAAGUACAUGGGAGAUCGUGUUCGAGGUGCAGGUGGUGCGAUUGUAGUUUCUCCUUCGGGGCAGUGGGCAGCCACAUUUACCACAGAGCGGAUGGCUUGGGCAGCUGUGGAAAAUGAUGUUCUGUGGUAUGGAUUAGACCCAAAUAAAAGAUUAAAAGAACAGUUGUCCAAAUAACCAUUUUAACUCUUUUAAUAACCAUUUUUCCCUCCUUAUUAGUAAUUGAAUUUAGCAUUAUAUUAGGGAAUGAUAUUUCAAAUAUGUUUUCUACUAAUUUACUACUGUUGUCUGUAGCCAGAUUCAAUAAGUAGUGUUUUCUUUUUUCUAA
This is a messenger RNA of Toxotes jaculatrix (banded archerfish), 1148 nucleotides long. Its product is annotated as isoaspartyl peptidase/L-asparaginase. The transcript is spliced from 7 exons. The coding region runs from base 8 to 997 and encodes 329 amino acids. The record is from RefSeq and is a predicted model, not a curated record. Gene Ontology annotation, molecular function: asparaginase activity. NCBI's taxonomy places the organism in Eukaryota, Metazoa, Chordata, Actinopteri, Toxotidae.